Darwinula stevensoni is the source of this 1007-nucleotide messenger RNA. Lineage: Eukaryota; Metazoa; Arthropoda; Ostracoda; Podocopida; Darwinulidae. The record is from the annotation of a GenBank genome assembly.
GAAAGUGUGGCGAAGGCAAAUGUGGCGGCACAAAGUCAGACAAAACAUCAGCCGAGGGUAAGUGCGGUGAGGGUAAAUGCGGCGGGUCAAUGAAGACACAUGCCGAAGGUAAGUGUGGUAAAGGUCAUGCUGAAGGCAAAUGUGGCAGUGCUAAAUCUGGAACACACCAAGCGAUGGCUGGUUUAGGCUUUCGACGUGGCUUGAUUGAGCCUAUGAAUCAAGCUAAGUUGGCAGGAGAGUUAAAAGUUGACUUUUUUGAAUUGGCGCCUGAAAACUGGAUUGGUGUUGGAGGCUAUUAUGGCCGCAUACUUGCACAGUACACAGAGCAAUAUCCUUUCGUGGCACAUGGGUUGUCGUUAUCGCUAGGCGGGAUAUUACCCAUCGAUGUCGAACUGGUGAAACAGGUUGCACAACUCAUGCAACAACAUCAAAUUGAGGUUUACAGUGAACAUUUGAGUUAUUGCACCGAUGAUCGUGGACACCUUUAUGAUUUGUUGCCAAUUCCAUUUACGGAAGAGGCCGUACACCAUGUCAGUGAACGCAUUCAACAGGUGCAAAAUAUCCUCGGUAAGCAAAUUGCUAUAGAAAAUGUUUCCUAUUAUGGCGCACCGUUUGCUCAAAUGACUGAGCAAGAGUUUAUGCUAGCUGUUUUAGCGAAAAGUGACUGUUUACUCAUGUUGGACGUCAAUAAUGUGUAUGUGAAUCAUAUCAAUCAUGGUACGGAUCCGCAUGCUUUUAUCAAAGCGAUGCCGGCUGAAAGAAUUGUUUAUUUACAUAUGGCUGGGCAUUAUCAGGAAUCAAACGACUUACUUAUUGAUACCCAUGGGGCGAAGGUCUGUGAUUCGGUGUGGUCAUUGCUUGAUUAUACUUAUCAAUGCCAUGGCGUGAAGCCAACUUUACUUGAGCGCGACUUUAAUUACCCGCCAUUGGAAGAGCUGUUAAGUGAAGUGAGCGAUAUUCGAGCACACCAAGCUGUGCGUCACCACCAACAGACGUCGGUUGCCGCA